This is a messenger RNA of Amoebophrya sp. A25, 4284 nucleotides long. The record is from the annotation of a GenBank genome assembly. Lineage: Eukaryota; Dinophyceae; Syndiniales; Amoebophryaceae.
GAAAUUGCCACGUGCCGACUGGGCUGUCGACGGAGAUUGACCGUUAUGGUUGGAGUCGACCCUACAUCUCUUUUGCUGGCGCUAUUGUUACUGCACACCGUUCGCAUUGGAGAAAAUUGAAUGGGUUUUCGAACCGCUACUUCGGGUGGUGUUGUGAGGAUGACGACCUGCAUUGGCGUUUUUCGAGGAAUAAUCUUUUGUUCGGAGAUUGUAGGCCGUUGCUGUGCGGGGAUGAAGAGCACACUCGAAUGAUCGAAAACAGUCCAGGCCUUUACAGACCUUCUAUCGGAAAAGGCAGAUUCAAUACUUGGGUCAUGCACGCUCGUAACCAUACGAAACGAGUCUUGAAUGCCUUGAUUUACCAUCGUAAUGUCGUUCUGUCGAAAGAGUACGAACUGGCACCUCCCCAACUAGCCAGCGAACGACAGGCAAAAGAUGGCAUUGCGAACCUGAGAUUUCAUCUAGUGGACUACGACUACGAUUUUUCAGCGGAACCCUAUACCGGUUUAAGAUUUCACCACGUAAAAGUCAAGAAAAGCGCUUUGGCGUUCGACCUAUUGCGUGUGCCGGUUGUGCUAGUGAAUGAGGGUGUUGAGACGGCCCUGGAGACAAUGGUCAGCACCGUUGCCACGAAUACCAACAACGGUAGAAAGGUCCCGUUUACAUUCAAGCGGUUGCUUUACGUGGUUCGGAAAUACCGUUAUUUGACAGUAGUGUCUUCGAAGAUGAAGCAGAAGAGAGAGAGUGUGGAAAAAGCAAUAGGGCUAGGCGUGGAGCACAGUGGCCCCAGCAGCACUACCCAAGACGAAGCCACUGCGCUUCAACUCCCCAUCUCUAUCAUUGGUGUGAAUCUGUGGGGUAAUGUGGGUACAUUCGUAAAUGACGACACCAUGUUAGCGAAGUUUUACCGAAGCAUAAGGCGGCAUCCCGCUGAUGAGUUUGCGUUGUAUGUGUAUACAGCUGACACUGAUGCUAGUGAAGGUCAACAUAGUGAUGCCAGUUCAGCAGGGCGAGUCAUAGAGAGGUCUCUGCCAUAUGCUGUCAACACUGACAAUCGGGUACUCAUUCGUGGUGACUCACAACGGCCAGCACAGACGCUGGAAGCGGCUAUUAUCGAUAAAUUUGCUUCCGAAAAACGCUUAUGGAUCGCCCCAUCUCUGUACGAGGGAUGUACGUCGAACUCUGGUCUUGAGCGUUUCCCGAAUGCAGCAAAGCAUACCUUGGCGCCGUUUUUGCAGGGUUGUUCGGUCGGUUGGAAUAUCACGGAUUUGACUGUGUGGGCCUACAAAAAUCCUCCGAAGAUAGGGACCGGAACUUCAGGUGAAUCUUCUCCUUCUUCCCUAAAAAAUGUUGAUGAUGUUGACAAGGUAGACUGGCUUCGCGUUAAUCUUGUCUCAUCUAGUCACGUCUAUGCCCAGCUGGUGGAGCCUGGAGGGGCGAGCAGGGAAAAUACGCAGGUGAAUCUGAAAUACGGCUUAACGUGGGACAAAGAAGCUUUUUCUUUCUAUGUGCCGAAAGGGAACGACUAUUGUGUGGGCGUCCGAGAAAAGGCGCCACAGGAAUGGGCGCGAAAGAUUUCGAGCACUUCAUCUUCACGUGGACAGAAUAACGAAGUAGAAGAGCAAAACAGCAACAACAACCUUCUGCUUGCCGCAGUUGGUUCUAGGAUCCAGCGUGGCCCCGAUUGCACUGAUAAGGAGCAAAACUACAAGCAUGUUUUCUCUUUUGGUAUGAUUCCGAUGCCUGAAAAUCCUAUAGCGAUGCUCUGCAUAGGGUCUGACGAUGGCCACCGUGGCAUCCGAACACCUAGAUGGAUCGUCACUUUGGCGAUGGUUGGCUCCUGCGUUGGGAAGCCAAGGGUUCUCUUGUUUAAGGCAUAAGAAUGUGGUCAAACAAUUGCACGAAGAAGAAAGGACAACUGCUCUUCUAGACUUUCCAAAUGUGUAUGUUUUUAAAUGCUCUCGUUUCUUUUAGUUUCUUUGCGUGGCAGUGCAUAGAAUUUCUAGAGUACAACUCCUUGGACGUCGCCGUAGCGAUUCUUGAUUAGCCUUAAUACUGCCUCUAACUUUUGGCAAUGGAAGUAUCACGUAUUGGUGUUCAAAACACUUCCAUCUGGUUGGCGCGAGGUUGGAGGACCUGUCGGAGGAGUGGGUGAGCAAGAGCAAGUAAGAUCAUCAGCAAGACAAUCUCAAUCGCCGGGUCGAGUUUUGAGCGUGAACAAGGCUGCGAAAAACUCUCCAACAGCAAAGCGGAUGUGUGUGAAAGCGCGCAAGGGAGACGACAUGGUGGACAAUCCGAGUCAUUUCAUAUCACCAGACUUAAGGUUGUACCUAAUACAUCUUUGGAUGUAUCCUUGGAGCUACGUAUGGAGGAGUAUCCACCUAAGGGAAUAAUACUCUCCCAUAGUACUUUUCAAGGAUGCACUUGAAGGAUGAAUUACGGACAGCUCUAACAGACUGUAAAUUGACCGACGAGGAGGAACAGGCGGAGACGAAGGUUCUCUUAUGAAAAAAUGGGAUAUAAUUUGGUUGUAAUGAUUAUGAUGAUCCAAAGUACAUUUUCCGAAUAAGAAUAAAAAUCGAGGCCCUUGGUCUAAAACUGAUGAUGAUGUUAGUCGAUUUGGAUUGGACAACUCAGCUGUACUUAGAGUUUGUUAGAAGUCUAGAGUUUUUGUUGAUACCUCUAAUUUCCUUCCACUUUUUCGUACCAAGUCAGGAGAUGACUCAUCUAGCAGCGUUGUACUGCACGUCUUUUGAGCCGUCGCAGAAGCGUUUCGCCUUCAAGGAAGCGGAUUCAGUUGUAGAUGGCUGUCUUGGUAUGACAACUUUGCGGAAGUUAGGGCGUAGUUGACAGUAGAUUUACAUGGUACUGGUAGUACAGUUUUGGGAGGAGAAGUUUUUAUUUUCCAUUAUACUUUCCAUGACAAAACUCUAGCUUGACAUUUCUUUCCAUCGCUUUCCAUUACGCGCUCCAAGGGAACAAAGAGAGUCCAAGUAGUCACACACUUCACACUUACGUCUCCUACCUUCACCUCUAACUACCUUCACCUCUAACUAACUUCACCUCUAACUAACUUCACCUCUAACUACCUUCACCUCUAACUAACUUCACCUCUAACUAACUUCACCUCUAACUAACUUCACCUCUAACUAACUUCACCUCUAACUAACUUCACCUUCCCCGCCCAUCUUUAACUUCACCUCUAACUAACUUCACCUCCCUCCAUCUUUACCCUUACGUCACUCACCUAAACUUCACCUCUAAGAAAAGUUUCGCGGACGUUACUUUCCAGGCCGUUUUUGCUUGUGAAGGAAGACGACGAGACCUGCUCGGAUUCAUUUCUGUGUCCGUAUCGCGUAGGAGCAAGCGUACGGUAUCCGUGAUAGAACUGUAGAUUAUAUUUAACCCACUAGGGUUUGGAGAAACGUAUUGCGGUUGGCGGAGAAGAAUGUCUGUCAUUGUAAUUGGGGAGAUGUUCUUAUAUUGAUCUUCCUAGCCUUGGCAUUUGUAGCGAUCAUGGAUGAAAUAAUAAGUGCACUCGUGGUCAUGAUGUUGUAGUUUAGUCGUCCUAUGUUGUAGUCGUCUUAUAGAAAAAGGGGUGAGAAGUCAUAGUCCUGUGGACGAAGAAAAGAUAGUUUAUAUAGACAUUUGUUGUUGUUUGUUGUUGUCUAGUGAAUGGGCGAGCUUGAUCUUGAUUAACACCUAUGACUUUAAGAGGCUUAUUUUACCGACGUUGGUUCUGAUUCUCCUUCUAGGCUGCUACGAGUAGGCAAAACAGGAAUACAGAAAAGCAUGAAAGAACAACAGAGGCAGGGCAGCUCUAGGCUAAGAAGUAGAGGGAAAUGAGCCCCUCUUUUCCCAUUUUCCAUUCUAAAGUGAAUUGGAGUCGUCCUACAACAAGUAUCAUGGCAGGAUAGAAGUUUCGAGCCGUCCUAGAACAACUAUCCUAGAACAGCAGGAUGUUAGAACUUUUCUUCAUAGAUAAAGAAGGAAUAGUUUUCGCAUGCUAGGGCGCCUUGUGGUCUGUGCCUUUGCAUUUAUUACUAGAUUGAUUUGAAGGAAAAAUACUCCAAAGAAUGAAUGUUAUGGUCCGUCAUCCGAAGAUUGCAGUCUUGCCAUGAACCAGUUGGUCUUGCUAUGAACAAGGAUCGUGCUUCUUCUACUCAGACGCUGUUAAGCACGACCACUGAACGAAGGAUGUUUCUACUGCUUCUACAACACAACUGUUCUUCGCAAUGGACUAGUGGGCAUGCAACAUAACAAGACUCUGGCCGAAGAUACAAC